AUGACCCUCGGCAGUUCCGAAGCGUUUCUUCAGUCAUAUCAAAUCUCGCCUCACAAUCACAAUGCUCACAAGAUACCUGAUGACAUCGAUCUUGAAGGAGGGACGUUAAUCAGCGUCGAAGAGGUGGGUUAUAAUAAUAUUUUUUAUAAUAAUAUAUCUUUAAUAAACAGGCCUUAUAAAAGUUAUUUAGAUUAGAAAAAUUUAAAUUCAAAAUUUUUUUAACAAAGAAAAAACGUUUUUUUAUGCAACAACCUACUACAAUAUAACGUUACUAAAAUACUAGUAAAAGCAAAACUAACUAAAAAUUUUGGACAAAAAAUGCUGUGAGAGCUCAACUUUUGCAAUAACCAUAUAUAACGUUUAAAUUCGCCUUUGAUGUAUUCAAAUUCUUAUAAAAACUUUUCGUCUUCCGAAUUCCCGUAGCGAAAUUCCUUGUUUUUUGUUUCGGAAGCCAUUUUUUGAAUGAAAAAACGUUUCUUAAAUUACUUUUUGACUGUUUUGGAUUAAUUUUGACUGAAUACCGAAACAGUAUACCAUUUAAAUAUUGCACCAAAAAGACUUCGAAGUUUCGCUCCCAAAAAUAAUAACGGAAAAAUCAAAUGUGACACUUUGUUAGCGUAAAUUUUAAUAAAAAAUUAAAAGAAUUGAAGAAAAAUAUUAUAAUACUACAAGAACUUUGUUUACAGUUCGAAGAGAUCGACCCGAUUGACAGUUGCAAAGUCUUCGUGACCAGAUACAAUGUUCAAUCAGCUGACGGCACGGAAGAGAGCACCUUCACCAAGAAGAGGAAGAUCAGAGUCAAUUGUACUGAAAGCGUGCAAAGAAUUGAGUAUUCUAGAGGCAAGGAAUCUAAGUUUGAGGAGGAAACAUUGGUUUACAAUCCAAUUGAGGCUUUGAAUGGAAGACAACAUCCAAAUGACUUGAGGUUGAUCCAGAGUUAUGGCAACAAGGUAAGUUGAAAAUGAGCGUUUGAAUCCGUACAUUUUGUAUUUUUUAUAUCAUAAUUGUUCUGAAAACUGAUAUUAUCAAGUUUUAUAAGGUUAAAUAUAUAAAUCAAAAGUUAAAUUGAAAAUAUAUUAAUCAUGGUCUUUAGGACAACCUGAGCCAAGUAUUCCUCAAAACUCAAGACCAGUUGAUGCAGAUGAUCCAACAGAAAAAGGACAACUAUGUGGACACAUUCCCCGAACUAUUCGCCAAUCUCAGAUCUCAGCCCGCUAUUUUGGGCGACAAUCCCUCAACAUACCAAGAAGUGGUCGUGAAUCCAGACGGCUCCACCACAGUACGAACCAAGUCUUCGAAAGCCUUUUCUUCACAUUACACUAGACAAGAAACCUAUCUGAAUGGCGUGAGACAAGAUACCAAGUGUAAAUUCAGAGCUUUUAUGGAGUACGCUGGCCCAGAAGGGGGAUUCAAGAUCAAAGUCAAGGACAAUCCAGAUGAUGAUCUGUCAGAAGACGAAGGGGAAACGGAUUCUCUGUCUUUGAUCAGCAGAUUGAGUCGAUCCUGUUUGUCAGAUGUUCAUGAUACCCAGUCAGAAGUGUCUGACGAUCGUUCGGCUUUGGUUGUGCAUGAUAGAAAUGUCCCUACGAUAAGAAAAGAUCCCCUAAAGCGGUAUGAGAAGGCAUGGCACGCUGUGAAUGAGCUCGUGGAGAGUGAGAACAGAUACGUACAGAAGUUGUUCUUGUUGGACAGAGUAGGUUAUUUUUAUUUGUUUGUAAAUUGCUACACUAAAAAGCGAUAAGUUAAGAUUUUUUAUUUUAAUUACAUUUUGUGUAUUUAUAGUUAUGAAAGUUGUCAUUACAAUUACACUUACUGUAUUUUUUUAGUUCCGCGAAGAGAUGGAGAAGGAAAAACUGCUGGAUAAACGUCAAAUGGGACUAUUAUUUGCCAAUACCGCCAGUUUGUACCGUUUCCACAAUGACCAUCUACUACCUCAGCUCAUGGAUCGACGGAGGGAGUGGGGUAACACUAGAAAGUAAGUUAUAUCAGUAUACUUUUCCUGUUUUCCUUAUGGUUGCUCAUCGUAAUGUAGACCUAAUAUUAUAAUUUUUGUAGGAUCAGUGACGUUAUCAAAAAGCAAGGGCCGUUUUUGAAGAUGUAUUCAGAAUACACGAACAACUACAAGAAUGCUACGAGUGUAUUCGAAGAGGCGAUGAGACGAAAACGGAAGUUCGAAUUCAUCGUUCGAAAACUUGAGGUAUGGUACUGUUGGUGCAAUCAAACUAAUCUUUUCGUAUAUUAUGUUUACUGUAUUUUAAACUUUCAUUUUAUUUUAGAUAUGUCUAUUAUAUUAUACUUUAUUUAAGAAGCUACCUGAAUGCGAGAACAUGUCCCUAGUGUCCCACCUGAUCUGCCCCGUCCAACGUGUAAUGCGGUACCAGUUGCUCCUGAAAGAAUACCAGAAAUACCUCGAACAUUCCGACCCCGACUACGAGGACACGGAACAAGCACUGGAACUUGUAGUAGGUGCUGCAUCUCAUGCCAACGAGAUGAUGCGCAAACUCGACCGUUAUCGUAACGUACUCGAGGUGCAAGAGAUGCUCGGGGGUUCUAUCUCUUUGGUAUCACCUUCUCGUGAGCUUCUGAAACGCUCCAAACUCUCAAAGAUCUCAUCGUCGACGGGCAAGUGCGAGGAACGGUUACUGUAUGUUUUCAACGAUCUCAUUCUACUGACUAGCGAGAGGACUAUUGGAUUGGGUAGCAAAUUGAAGUUACGAGCUGUUUUUGAUCCUAUUUAUACUCAGGUAAGGUAAUAUAAGAGUCAAAGGAGGAUAACGUAUUAUUAUUACCUAUAUUUAAUCAUUGCUGUGAAAUUCCUACUGUAACGUACCAUAUACCUUUAGAUAUGCGAAGGCGACAACCUUGAACGUGAACAUUCCUUCUACCUUAGAGGUGCUGACCAUGCUGGUGGUCCUUCUCGUUGCGUCGAACUCUUCUGUAAUACCCACAACGACAAGUCAAGUCUGAUUGAUACGAUUUGGACAGUAAUCAGUGAUAGUCAUCAACGUAAAAACUCGUUUAAGUUGACGGCGAUCCCUCCUAAUAUUGCAAAUAUGACGGAAGACAAGAAGAGUUGUGCCAGAUGUGAUGAGGAGUUCCCAUGGUACGCGAGGACUGGAGUACAAUGUUGUCAAUGUCAUCGGAAGUACUGUAAACGGUGCUUCAACAACAAUGGCAAAAAGUCGCGGAUUUGUGACGCUUGUGGCAGUGUUAAUGAGGAGGUGGGUUAAUCUGGGACAUUACCCUAAUUUUUCCUUUUACUGGGCAAGGUAUUGUACCAAUUAUCAGAAAUUACUAUACUUAUUUUAUUACCUGACUUUCAGAACGACAACAAUAAUCACAACGUACCUGGCCGGCAGAAUGUGUUGGAUAUACCAGCUGAUACAUAUGACAUCAUCAAAGCGUCUAACGUCAAACUGAAGUCAAGUUCAGGGAAGAUUCUAGAGCGUUACUUUGUAUUGAGGAAGAACUUCUGUUUGUACUCUUACAACAACAAGAAGGUAAUUAUUUGUACUGUUAUGUCAUGUUCUACUAUAUUUUACAAAGCUUACUAUAAAACAAUUAGUGAAAUAGCUAAAAAUAGAGUUCUAGCUACAAUUUCCAUUUUCACUAACUUAAUAUGGCAGUAUUAGUACUAAUUUUUGUAAAAUACGAGAACAGAUUGGUGAUGUUAACCCCUUCAGGACUCAUGUGCCCUUUCCAUGUUACCCAUCUCUGGCUGCGAAGUGUCACCUGGAAACGAAACUCGAACCUUGCUUAUCAAACAUCUCAGAAGAACGUAUACGGUGUUACUAGAGAAUGAUACUGACCAUACUGAGUGGAUGGCAGCUCUGAUACUAUCAGCUAAUGCUAUGAUACCUGGAGUCGAAAACUAG
Bursaphelenchus okinawaensis is the source of this 3875-nucleotide messenger RNA. The record is from the annotation of a GenBank genome assembly. Lineage: Eukaryota; Metazoa; Nematoda; Chromadorea; Rhabditida; Aphelenchoididae.